Molecule: messenger RNA, 1266 nt
Organism: Talaromyces stipitatus ATCC 10500
Lineage: Eukaryota; Fungi; Ascomycota; Eurotiomycetes; Eurotiales; Trichocomaceae
Product: sphinganine hydroxylase Sur2, putative
Exons: 2
Coding region: 1-1266 (421 amino acids)
Biological process (GO): lipid biosynthetic process
Molecular function (GO): oxidoreductase activity; iron ion binding
Source: RefSeq, a predicted model, not a curated record
AUGGCGAACUCUACCCUCGUCUCCGAUCUGCCCCCGCUCCCGUCGUACACGUUAACCCCUCGGGAGCCGCUCAUCGCACCCAUCCCCGAUAAUGUCCUCUCCCUGAUGCUGCCAGUAAUCGCCUACUGGGCCGUAUCCAUGAUCUUUCACGUCAUCGAUGUUUACGAUUGGUUCCCGGAAUAUAGACUCCACACACCCGCUGAGCUGCUGAAACGGAAUCAUGUCUCUCGCGCUGACGUCGUUCGAGAUGUUAUUUUGCAGCAGGUGAUUCAGACGAUUGCGGGACUCAGUGUUUCGUAUUUUGAUCCGCCAGAGUGUACGGGUAAAGAAGCGUAUGAUGUUGCAGUUUGGGCGAGACGCAUUCGCGUGUUCCAGACAUUGGUGCCGAGUCUUUUUGGCUUGGUGGGUAUUGAUUCCGUGGGGUUGGCUAAGAAUUUGUCUGGUUUCCCUUCUUUGGCUGCUGUUCUAGCAGGGGGUGUGUAUCCGGAUUUGUGGCAGACUUUGACUUUGGACAAUGGGGUUGAAGUUGUUGCGCCGGCUUUUGCUGGGUGGGAGCUUGCUUUGGCAAGCUUCAUAUACAGCCUGUUUAUCCCUGGGCUGCAGUUCUUGAUUGCUAUUUUGAUUGUUGAUACAUGGCAAUACUUCUGGCACCGGGCGAUGCAUCUCAAUCGCUGGCUUUAUGUCAAAUUCCACUCCCGCCAUCAUCGACUUUAUGUGCCUUAUGCCUUUGGCGCUUUGUACAACCAUCCCGUGGAGGGAUUCUUGCUGGACACUGCGGGAGCCGGUGUGGCAUUCAUCGUUACUGGCUUGACAUCUCGUCAAGCAAUGUGGUUCUUUACCAUGUCCACCAUCAAAACCGUCGACGAUCACUGCGGCUAUCACUUCCCCUGGGACCCACUUCAACUCAUCACAUCCAACAACUCGGCCUACCAUGACAUUCACCACCAAAGCUGGGGAAUCAAGACCAACUUCUCGCAACCCUUUUUUAUCUUCUGGGAUCGGUUCAUGGGAACUCGCUGGGAGGGAGAAGUGAAGAUGAAGUAUGAACGUGCCCGGAUCGCUGCCGAGAAGCAAGUUGAGCGCGAACGACUGGAGAAUAAUGGAGAGGAUAUUGAUCGAGUUCUCGAAUCGGAGCCUGGGCCAUUAGAUGCUGCAUCGGAAGAUUUUGCGACUCAAGAAAAGACGCCUUUCAAGAUUAUCCCUCGAGCUACUAGGUCAGCUUCACGACGGGCGCAUGGCGUGAACGGCAGCAUUCGUCAGAAGUAA